This is a messenger RNA of Scomber scombrus (Atlantic mackerel), 2554 nucleotides long. It is a transcript of the gene rbm43, whose product is annotated as RNA-binding protein 43. The transcript has 3 exons. The record is from RefSeq and is a predicted model, not a curated record. Bases 1 to 1503 code for a protein of 500 amino acids. Lineage: Eukaryota; Metazoa; Chordata; Actinopteri; Scombriformes; Scombridae.
AUGGAGAACAGGAGGAACAUGGUGGAGGUUUUGGGGGUGCCAGAGGUUUUACCAGCUGACAGGAUAGUCGAAAAACUGGAGGCUUAUUUCCUCUCAGGCAGGAAUGGAGGAGGGGAGGUGCUGAAGGUGUUGUACCCCUGCUACCAGCUGGGACAGGCCUUCAUCAUAUUUGAGAGGCUGGAGGUUGCUGCUCGUGUCUUGAGAAAGAGCCCUCACAUGUUGGAGGUGAAUCAUCAACAAUAUUGUUUAACAGUGAAAGCAGCGGACAUUCCUGAGAUGAAUCUCCCAGUGGAGGCAACGCUAAAUUUGAAACAUUUCCCAGAUAAGACAAUGGUGCGAAAAAUCCUCAAGUCACACAGCUUCACGUUGACGGAUCUGAACAGCGAUCAGGUGCGUGUCAAAGGUUCAUUUUCGAAGCUCAGAGAUGUUAAAGCCCAUUUGGAGCAGCUUCAAAACCAGACGAGGAUACCACCGUCCUCUUCACCUGUCCAGAGCAUUUCCUCUGGAGCAAUAUCCAAACACUACACCAACCACAGCUCAGAUGUGUCAGAUGGUAAAGGAAACCAAUUAAAGUACAGAGACAAACCUUCUCCUGCUUCACCAUCUUCACCCGCCACCUCCUCAUCUUGGAGGUCUGGCUCUUUUCAAAACCGACCCGCCUCUGCAGAGUCCAGAGCUGCUUUUUCUCAGAGACCAGAUCAGAGUAUGUCACUCAGGCGAGGGACAGAGUCCUUUGUUGUGGAUGCAGAUGUGUUUACGUACGCUCGCCGGUUCAGAAAAAAAGAUUUUGAAGUCAUCCUGGACAGCCAUAUUGUUAGACUAGAAGAGGUUCAAGUUGGCAAUAACAUGAAUAUCACUUUACAAGGGAAGAACGCAAAGAUGGCUGCUGGAAAACUACAGAGCCUUUUGAAUGAUCUCAGCAAGUCCCUGCGCACUCAGGAAGUUCUUCUGAAGGACAUGGAUCGUGACAGCCAGGCUCUUCUAGAGAAAAUUCGGAAGGACAAAAACAUUUAUAAGUCAGUAUUCGUCUGUAUGAUGAGUGACAGACUUCACCUCAUAGGACCGUCUGGCGAGAGCUACGAGUUGAAGCAGAGGCUGUCAGGAAGGCCAGGUGACCACUCAGGGCGUACAGGGAGAACAUUUGACAGAGACUCCAAGAAGAGGAGCCACUCUCUGCCCCCACUCACUCGAAAGACCGCAGGAAGAGAAAGGGAUGCCAUUGCUAAUCCAUCUCCUGUCGUUGCCCGAGGUUAUUCUCUGUCAAAGUACCAGGAAGUUGAAGAGGACGGUGAUGAGCCUGAGUUGGUAUCUACCGGUUGUUUUGGUCAACCUAUUUUAAGAAGAAACCAGUCAAUGUCCCGUGUGAAAAACUGGCCAGAAAAGUCUAAUGACCACAUGCAAGAGAAAAAAACUGAAAGGACGCCUCGUAAUUUUUGGAGAAAGCCCUUGUUAAAAAUAUCUGGAAAAGACAUAAAGCAACAAUUUAAACGUCCGAAGAAAUAAGCAGCCAAUCUAUAUUUAUUAAGGUGGACAGACAACACUGAAACUUUCUUAUUCUGUCUCAAUUUACAUUUGUUUAUUUAAAACAAAACCAUAUUACGUAUAUACAUAUUUAUUUGUCCUCCUUACAUUAAGUAUGAGGCUCCUGUCAGCAGCCAGUUAGCAUAGCUUAGCAUAAAGACUGAAAAUGGCAAGAAACUCUGUCUGUAGCUCAUUGAUUAACAUGCGAUGUAAUGCUUGUUUAAUCUGAAGUGUAAAAAUGCUGUUUCUAUCUUUGUGCUAGGUUAAGCUAACUGUACUAACGUGAGUGGUAUCGGUCAUCUAACUCUCAAGAAGAAGCGCUGUAAACUGCAAAUAUUGUACGAUUAGUUCCCAAAAUAUUGUUCUAUUCCUUUAAAAAGCAAGUGUAUUGGCUGACAUUUUUGGGAAGUAUUCCUAUAUGGUUUCUAAAUGACAUUUUUUCCAUUUCUGUUAUGCAAUUUCAUGUUCCCUAUCAGUAAAUUGAUACACUGAUACAGACACACCAUCUUUUAUACACUAAAAUUGCUGGACAAUAUUGUGAAGUAUCCACAGGUUUGCUGUUUUAAUCAGCAGUUUUAAAUGAUUAUUGUUGAAGUAUAACAUUUACAUUAAUUCAGAUUGAUGUGUGAUUGUUGUUGUGUGUUAAUCUACCAUGCCAAUUAUUUAUUAUACUUGAACAAUUAUAACUUACAUAUUUUGAAACAAAGGGCUAUUAUUAUACGAUUAAUGUUACAGAUUACACUAACCUUCUUCUGUCCUGAGUUAGUUUUUUUUUUUUUCCACCUUUGACUGACAUCUCUCACGUAUUUGUUGUUUCAUUAUUACUAACUGACUGCAUGUAUGUUGGUCAUCUGGGGAUUAUUCUACAUCUAUAUUCUACAUCUAUAUUCUGGAUAAGAGCAUCAGCUAAAUAGCUAAUAUGUAAAUUGCGUAAAAGGUGAAAAUACAGUUAUUAUAGUAAAUGUGGCAAUUAAUUACACAAAUGACUCCCCAGAUACAUUAAGGCCAUUAAAAAACAGUGAUAUGAACAAUA